This is a messenger RNA of Drepanopeziza brunnea f. sp. 'multigermtubi' MB_m1, 3645 nucleotides long. RefSeq lists its product as uncharacterized. Gene Ontology annotation, biological process: DNA-templated transcription. The record is from RefSeq and is a predicted model, not a curated record. Gene Ontology annotation, molecular function: DNA binding; ribonucleoside binding. Gene Ontology annotation, cellular component: RNA polymerase III complex. Lineage: Eukaryota; Fungi; Ascomycota; Leotiomycetes; Helotiales; Drepanopezizaceae.
AUGCCACCAAAAAAAAAGACGGCAGCAGGACCUGUCGAGGUCGCGGCUGCAAAGUCUGGCCAUUCCAAAAAGGCGACGCCAACCUCAGUAGCUUCAGCUGCUUCCGAACAAAACAGUCCAGAAGUCACGAAGCGCAAGCCGAGGAAGAAGACAGUUAAGAUUGAGGAGGGAGAGGAGGAAAAGCGAGUGUCAGGACCAGAUGACUUUGCGGCGUUGCUGAACCCAUUCUACUCGAACAAGGAUAUAACGGCGCCUAUAAACACAGCCAAGGACAAAUGGAACCUUCUGCCUGCUUUCCUCAAGGUUAAAGGCUUGGUCAAGCAGCACAUCGAUUCUUUCAACUUCUUCAUCGAGACUGAGAUCAAAGAUAUUGUCAAGGCGAAUAAGAGAGUUACCAGCGAUGUUGAUCAACACUUCUUUCUGGAGUACACGGAUGUCAACAUUGGAAUGCCAGACCGUGUGGAACAAGACGACAGAAAUUUGCAACGAGCAAUCACCCCGAAUGAAUGCCGUCUGCGAGAUUUGACCUACGCAGCUCCCAUCCGAGUCAAUAUCAAAUACAUCCGAGGGAAGCAGGUCAUACACAGAACGGAUAUUGCUAUUGGGCGGUUGCCGAUCAUGCUUCGCAGCUCCAAAUGUAGACUUUCUGGAGGGGAUGAUCAUGAUAUGGCGCAUAUGAAUGAAUGUGCCUUGGAUCCAGGAGGAUACUUUAUUGUCAACGGUACGGAGAAGGUCAUUCUUGUUCAGGAGCAGUUGAGCAAAAACAGAGUUAUUGUCGAGACCGAUGUCAAAAAGGGCAUCGUUUCUGCUUCUGUUACCAGUUCUACCCACGAGCGGAAAUCGAAGAGUUAUGUGCUUCUCAAAAAGGAACGAAUCGUGCUCCAACACAACAUUCUCAACGAGGCUAUCCCGAUUGUGAUCGCACUCAAAGCACUGGGCAUUCAAUCGGACCAUGAAAUGUUACUACUGGUUGCUGGAACAGAUAGCACAUACCAGGAUGAUUUUGCGGUCAACUUUGAAGAGUGUACUAAAAUGGGUGUAUUCUCACAACAUCAAGCGCUGGAAUGGAUUGGUACUCGAGUCAAAAUGGGUUCUAGGAAAGGCACUCCAGGUGCUCCACAACGACGGAACCAUGUAGCAGAUGCGCUCGAGGCUCUAUCGAGCAUCAUCAUUACCCAUGUACCUGUUCAUGGACUUGACUUCCGUCCAAAGGCUUUGUAUAUUUGCUUCAUGGUUCGACGUGUUCUAAUGGCGAACCAUGAUCCAAAGCUUGUUGAUGAUCGCGAUUAUGUUGGAAACAAGCGUUUAGAACUGGCGGGACAGCUGCUGUCUCUGCUUUUUGAAGAUCUGUUCAAGAAGUUCAAUUCGGAUCUAAAGAUGAACAUUGACAAGGUAUUAAAGAAGCCGAAUAGGACGAUGCAGUUCGACGCUUUCAACCACUUGCAAUCCCACGGCAAUCACAUCACACAAGGCAUGAAUCGGGCUAUCUCGACUGGAAACUGGAGUGUCAAGCGAUUCAAGAUGGAGCGCGCGGGUGUCACUCAUGUGCUCAGCCGAUUGAGUUACAUUAGUGCUUUGGGGAUGAUGACUCGUAUCAGUUCGCAGUUCGAGAAGACUCGAAAGGUCUCUGGUCCCCGUGCUCUGCAGCCUUCUCAGUUUGGUAUGCUUUGCCCGUCCGAUACCCCUGAAGGAGAAGCCUGUGGUUUAGUCAAGAAUUUGGCUCUCAUGACACAUAUCACAACCAACGAUCUUGAGGAGCCUGUCAAGAAGUUGGUCUUUGUGCUCGGAGCCGAAGAUAUCGUCUCAAUGAGCGGCAAGGAGAUUUAUGAAGAUGGGGCAUACGUCGUUUUCGUUAACGGAACUCCCCUGGCACUGACCAGAAAACCAAAGGUCUUCUUGAACACUUUCCGGAGGUUCCGCCGUGCAGGCCGGGUUUCAGCAUUCGUGAGCAUCUUCAUUAACCACCACACCAACGCAGUCCACAUUGCCACGGACGAAGGAAGAAUCUGUAGACCCCUCAUCAUCGUCGAGAACCAGAAAUCUAAAGUCACUCGUCGCUCAUUAGAAGCUCUACGUGCCGGCAAGAUGGAUUUCGAUGACUUCCUCUAUCGAGGCUUUGUCGAGUAUGUUGACGUGAACGAGGAGAACGACUCCAACAUCGCCCUAUACGAGAAAGAAAUCGACGAAACCUCCACACAUCUCGAGAUCGAACCAUUCACGAUCUUGGGUGCUGUUGCUGGUCUGAUUCCAUACCCUCAUCACAACCAAUCUCCCCGUAACACUUACCAAUGUGCUAUGGGUAAGCAAGCUAUUGGAUCUAUUGCAUACAACCAGUUCUCACGCAUUGAUACUCUGCUCUAUCUUAUGGUGUACCCGCAGCAGCCUAUGGUCAAGACGAGGACGAUCGAACUGAUUCAUUAUGACAAGCUUCCGGCUGGGCAGAAUGCGACAGUUGCCGUCAUGUCAUACUCUGGUUAUGAUAUCGAAGAUGCUUUAGUCCUCAACAAAUCAUCCUGCGAUCGAGGUUUCGGACGGUGCCAAGUUUUCCGCAAGAACAUGAUUUCACUCAAGAAGUACCCCAACAGAUCCUACGAUCGCAUCGGUGACCGCGUUCUAGAUGAGAAAGAUCCAAGCAAGCCUAUCGCCAAGCACCGAAUUUUAACUUCCGAUGGUAUCGCAGCUGUCGGCGAGCGAAUCUUCUCAGGCGAGGUCUUCUGCAACAAAGAAACACCCCUGAAUACAAUAUCGACAGGCAUCGGCUCCGACUACGGUACAAACGACUACAAACCCGCACCCGCGUCCUACCGCGCCUAUGACUUCGCUUAUAUUGACAAAGUAAUGACUACGCAGAACGACCGCGAUGACACCAUCAUCAAAGUCCAAACCCGGCAGACCCGCCGCCCGGAACUCGGCGACAAGUUCUCCUCUCGCCACGGACAGAAAGGUGUCGUGGGCAUCAUCGUCAACCAGGAAGACAUGCCGUUCGCCGACUCCGGUGUCUGCCCCGACAUCAUUAUGAACCCCCACGGUUUCCCCUCGCGUAUGACAGUCGGAAAGAUGCUGGAGCUGCUCUCUGGUAAAGCCGGCGUCCUGAAUGGCACACUGGAGUACGGCACGGCGUUUGGUGGCAGCAACGUCGAUGACAUGGGCGCCAUCCUCAUUAAAAACGGGUUCUCGUACUCCGGAAAGGAUUUUGUGACAAGUGGCAUCACCGGAGAGCCCCUUCCAGCAUAUAUAUUCUUCGGCCCCAUCUACUACCAAAAGCUCAAGCACAUGGUGCAGGACAAGAUGCAUUCUCGCUCCCGCGGGCCCCGCGCCAUUCUCACGCGUCAGCCGACGGAAGGUCGUUCCCGUGACGGAGGUCUGCGUCUGGGAGAAAUGGAGCGCGACUGUCUAAUCGCGUACGGUGCCUCGCAACUCCUGCUCGAGAGAUUGAUGCUGAGCAGCGACGCGCACGAGGUGGAUAUCUGUGAGACUUGCGGGCUGAUGGGGUAUCAAGGCUGGUGCCAGACGUGUAAGAGCACGCGGGGCGUGACAAAGAUGACGAUGCCGUACGCGGCCAAGUUGCUCGUGCAGGAGAUGCUGAGCAUGAACGUGCUGGUGCGGUUGAAGCUCGCAGACGAGUUCCCGCAUCCGAAGAACUGA